Messenger RNA from Onychostoma macrolepis, 2103 nucleotides. It is a transcript of the gene adpgk, whose product is annotated as ADP-dependent glucokinase. The transcript has 8 exons. Bases 379 to 1881 code for a protein of 500 amino acids. Gene Ontology annotation, molecular function: ADP-specific glucokinase activity. The record is from RefSeq and is a predicted model, not a curated record. Gene Ontology annotation, biological process: glucose metabolic process. Lineage: Eukaryota; Metazoa; Chordata; Actinopteri; Cypriniformes; Cyprinidae. Gene Ontology annotation, cellular component: endoplasmic reticulum.
CGGAGCCUCUGAUUGGUUACUUUGGUUCGCUUUAGCUGCAGUUAGCCAGAUUACCUAAAGCCAACAAACACUGUUUAAAGCGUUAAACACUGACAAUAACAUGCAUUUGGGAGUUCAGUUAAAUAAAUUUUUGCAUUUUGUAACAUAAAAUAGCUGUUUAAUUUUAUUUGUAAUUUUUUUAUCUCCGAGCCCAAUGAGAUUUGAUUUGAAUACUUACUAUCGGUUGGCCUCAGGACAGAGUGGAGAGGCUAGUCACUAACAGAGAGACUUCCUCUUUAACCAAGAAGGGUGACACAACUCAACUUCACCACAUACACACUCUCUUUCGUGUCGUCUGCGAUUAUCAUCUGUCAGGUCGUGUGUGUGUGUGUCGAGGUCAUGUGGAGGAAGGCUGUGCUGGUGGCGCUGUUGGCGUUGGGGAUGGGGUAUCUGUACCACACUGACCCGCAGCUGCCGGCCCGCGUGCUGAACUACGUCAGCGAAUCCCUGCUGCAGAUGGAGCUGAGUGGCGGCUCAGAGCCCCGCCCCCCGACGCUGGAGGAUGCCGUCGCACGCGCCUGGCAGACCCUCAUCAUGGCUCCGGCCCGACGCUGGGCGAGAGUGGCAGUGGGGGUGAAUGCCUGUGUGGAUGUGGUGGUGUCCGGGGUGGGGCUGCUGCAAGCGCUCGCUCUCGAACCCGGAUCCGGCAGAGACCAUGAGGUGCUACACAGCAAAGAGGACCUGAAAGAGGCCUUCAUCCACUACAUGGGGAAGGGCGCUGCCGCAGAGCGCUUCUUCUCAGAUAAGGAGGUUUUUCAAAGGAUCGCACGGGCGGCUGCAGAAUAUCCCGGCGCUCAGCUUUAUGUGGGUGGAAAUGCUGCUCUUAUUGGCCAGAAACUGGCAUCUAACCCAGAACUUGUAGUCCUCUUAUGUGGUCCGGUGGGGCCGAAGCUUCAUGAUAUGCUGGAUGAACAGAUCGUGGUCCCACCAGAAUCUCUGCAGGAGUUGGAUGAGUUCCACCUCAUCCUGGAGUACAAGUCAGGUGAACAGUGGGGUUCCUCAAGAGCUCCUCAGGCUAACCGCUUUAUCCUGUCCCAUGACGUGUCCAAUGGUGAAAUGAGCACGCUGGAGACGUUCGUGGCCAGUCUGGAGGAGUUCCAGCCGGAUCUGGUGGUUCUGUCCGGACUGCAUAUGAUGGAAGGAAUGGGCCGGGAUCUCUGGGAGGAACGACUGAAAGAGGCGGUGGUUGCCAUCUCAGACGUGAGGAACGAGGUGCCCAUCCACCUUGAGCUGGCCAGUAUGACAGACAGAGACUACAUGAACCGGAUCCUGCAGGAGCAGGUCUUGCCCAUCGUGAACUCCAUCGGUCUGAACGAACAGGAGCUGCUGUUUUUGACUCAGUCUGGAGACGGACCUCACGCUGACCUCGCUUCCUGGGACGGCAUACCCGACGUGGGCCGCGUCAGCGACAUCCUGCUCUGGGUCCUGGAGCAGCACGGCCGGGCAGACCCAGAAUCCGAAGCCGAUCUGACCCGCAUUCACUUCCACACGCUAGCGUACCACGUCCUGGCUACAGUGGACGGCCACUGGGGAAACCAGGAGGCGGCGGUGGCUGCGGGCGCCCGUGUGGCCAGUAGUCAAGCCUGCGGCCUACAGGCGGUGGAUAUUACGAAGGUGGUCCUCAAGGCACCGCUGAACUUCUACAGCUCCUUCUCAGAGCCGAGGGAGAGCCUAACGAUGGACCCGACCCGACCGGUCACCGUGUGGCACAGAGGAAACGUUUCGUUCCAUCUCACGCCGGUCCUGGUGUGCAAACAGCCUCUAAGGACUGUGGGAUUGGGCGACGCCAUUUCUGCCGAAGGACUUCUGUUUUCAGAGGUCACGCCUCGGCCUGAGCUCUAGGAGACGCCUCUCGUCCAUCCUUUUGAAGAUACGUCCUUGUCAUUAGAUCCUAAAGCUGGAGAAACAGACUCACGGGCAUCAAAUGACAGGAUGUUUUUCAGAGCAAAACCAGUUCGAGAUGCAGGGCAACAAACUUUUGUUGUUGUGAAAUCACAUUGUGAAAGACCGCACUGAACAUAACGAUGCGAGCCAGCCUCCACCAUUUUUUUUUUAAGGUUAAUU